GUGGGUCAGUGGCCGGAGUGACGACUGUUAUGCGGUUAUUGAUUUCAGGAGUGACUGGCGUGCAAUACAUUGUCUGCAGCGGCAGUUGCUAGGAGCGUCUCUGACUCCAUGCUCUCAUCUUCAAGUAUUCAUGAGGUGUGUACGAGGCUGGAUCAGAGGCUGCAUGCAGCAGCUGUCAAAGGUGACGUGGAGGAGACUGUUCGAGUCCUGGACACAGGCAGGGUCCACGUCGACUGUGCUGACAGGGAUGGGACGACACCUCUGAUACUUGCUGCUGCCAAUGGUCAUGUUGACUUGGUGAAGGAGCUACUGGAGCAGGGCGCAGAAUCUAAUGCUACCAGACAUACUGGGACGGGAGCAUUGUUCUUUGCUGCCCAAGGUGGCUUUCUUGAUAUUGUCACAUUGUUGCUGGAUCAAGGCUGCAAGAUCAAUCAAGCCUCCAAGGAUGGAGGUACAGCACUUAUUGUGGCAGCACAAUGUGGCCACAUGGAUGUAGUAAUAGAGCUCCUGCGACGAGGAGCUGAUCCUCAUAGUGCUAUGAAGGACAGGGCCACAGCAGUCUUUGUUGCUUCGCAAAAUGGCCAUACUAGUGUUGUGAGAACAUUGCUGAAUGCAGGUGCUAAGGCUAAUGUAAGACGCGUGGAUGGUGCCAGUCCACUGUGGAUUGCCUCACAGAUGGGUCACCAAGGGGUCGUACGCCUUCUGUUGAACCAUGGUGUCAAUCCCGAUGUCACCAGACAUGAUGGGGCAACACCACUGUUCAAAGCUGCCCACAAGGGUCAUGUGGAGGUGGUUCAUGAGCUGCUGCCCUUCAAGCCAUGUCUGGGACUCCUUAAGAAUGGAGAGUCUGCUCUACAUGCAGCUGCCUUAUAUGGUCAUCUGCAGGUGCUUCGAGUGUUGGUUGAGGCAGGUGCUGAUCCAGGCCUUAAAAAUGAUCAAGGACUCACACCUAUCCAGAUCGCUGCUCAGGCUCGCCAUUAUGAAGCCGUCCAGCUACUAAAGGAAGCCCUGACCAAGAGAAAAGAGACGGGUCAAAUUACGCCAAAGACUUCACCAGGUCCACGCUCCCCACGCUUGGUGCAGAGCAUGUCUGGUAGUGUAGUCAGCUCAGGGGUCCAGAGCCAAAAUAGCAGUCGAGGCUCAUCCAGGAACAGUUCCUUGGGCACUAUAGUAGAGACUAGUCCAGUGUUGCCCCGCUCUGUUAGCUCACCCAGCAACUCAAAGCCUGCCCAAUAUGUGUCAUGUGAGCUGAGUAACAUUGUAGAUGGUGGAGCACGUCCCAGAGCAACUUUGGCUACGGGAUCAUGCACAUCAGUCAGUGGACGGACCCCUUCUUCAUCCAACCCUUCACCUUCUCCCAGUAUCUCAAUGUCACCAAGUAUAGCUGUGCUUUGGCGGGAGAAGACGCAAGUGGUGUCAUCUGUGAAUAGAACUGGUUUAAGGAGUCGCGAUGCAUUUGGGAGGUCAUUGAUGUAAAUAAGAAAGAGUAGAGGACCUAGAACACUUCCCUGUGGCACUCCAACAACUACAGGCUGUGUAUUGGAGAUCACACCAUUUGUGUAUACAUAAUGGUGUCUACCACUAAGAUAAGAUUUUAGGUAAUUGAGAGUGUGUCCUCUGACCCAGUAAUGCUCUAGUUUUAGGUGCAAGAUAUUGUGGUCUACUGCAUCAAAUGCUUUCCGUAGGUCUAUGAAGAGCCCUAGAGGAUAUUCAUUUUUUCAAGUGCUGUAGUAUAUAGUAGUUCGACCAUCUGAAUUAUUGCAUCCUUUGUGCCUUUUUUGGCCUAAAUCCAAACUGGCAGGGGUUCACUAUGUUAUGGGAUAGGAGGUCGGAGUAGAUUUAUGUAUUACUUUUUCGAAGAUUUUAGAGAGUAAAUCCAAGUUAGAUACUGGUCUGUAGUUAUUUAGUUCUGUAGGAUCGCCUCCUUUGAGGAUUGGGGUGACCCUUGCUGUCUUGAGUACGGAUGGGAAUGUUGAAAAUUCAACAGAUUUGUUAAAUAGUGUUGCAAUAAUGGGGGACAGCUGCUUUUUUAUACAUGAUGGGUGGCAAGUUAUUUAGAUCCCCUGCCUUGUUUUUUAAUGAUUUAAUUAUUA
This is a messenger RNA of Cherax quadricarinatus, 2093 nucleotides long. Its product is annotated as ankyrin repeat domain-containing protein 29. The record is from RefSeq and is a predicted model, not a curated record. NCBI's taxonomy places the organism in Eukaryota, Metazoa, Arthropoda, Malacostraca, Decapoda, Parastacidae. Gene Ontology annotation, molecular function: protein binding.